Molecule: messenger RNA, 4005 nt
Organism: Zygotorulaspora mrakii
Lineage: Eukaryota; Fungi; Ascomycota; Saccharomycetes; Saccharomycetales; Saccharomycetaceae
Gene: POM152
Product: Pom152p
Exons: 1
Coding region: 1-4005 (1334 amino acids)
Biological process (GO): nuclear pore organization; protein import into nucleus
Cellular component (GO): nuclear pore transmembrane ring
Molecular function (GO): structural constituent of nuclear pore
Source: RefSeq, a predicted model, not a curated record
AUGGACCGUGAGCAUCUGGUAAAUGCGAAUACUCCGCGGGGCAACCACUGGAUCGGAGCCACUGCGACUUCUUCAUCGUACCUGUCGCCUUCGAACGCAGAUCGAAAGCGUCGACACAUCCGCAAAAGGUCUGAUGGGCCGGAGGAUACGCUCGGCAAUAGACCAAAUGAGGGUGGUCUUGGUGAUGAGUUAGCGGGGCUGAAAAUGGGGCAGCGCUCUGAGUUGGGCUCAGGCUUAGGUCUGGGCGCGGGCACAAUGGCAUCGAGAAGAUCUACACGAAGAGUGAGCUCGGAGCUGCCACUGAUAUCGCCCGAGCUCGUGGAGGUUUCGAGGCAAAGGGCGUUGGCGGUGCUGGUUUUUGCGAUAAUUCAAGGCUACAAGAUAUACGAUCUUAUUCUACUGAAGACCGGUCUGCCCGUAUUGGGACUGCUGUACAGUCAAUCGAGACUAAACUUCGUUUCGAAAUAUUUUAUCAUUGAUUCAUUCUUCCUGUAUCUUUUGCCCUCGUUCAAGAUUCCAAAGUUGAACUUUAGACCGUGGAUAGUAAUGUUGCAGAUUAUAUGCAUGACUCUGAGCACCAUAGUUCUUUGUAACGACAACGACUUUAUAAUUGUCACUGGGCUGAUAGCAAUAUGGAAAAAGUUUAAUACAAAAGAGAUGACCUUAGCAGGGUCGUCUGUUAAUUUUCGUAAAGUUAUGGAUACGUCGUCCCACUUUAAAGGUGCCUUAACUAUCAAAAUUUUACCCGAAAAUACGGCGAUGCUUAAUCCUUUACAGGACUCGUAUUGUUUGCCCUUGGAUACAGAUCUGCUUCCUACGGGUCACAUUAGUGUCCCCAUUAGAAUAAACUCUACAGUCGAUAUCUCUCUAGUCCAAUUGGAGUUUACAGAUUUUUACACCAACGAGUCCGAAUUGAGGAAUCUCACGGGAAAGGACUUCAAAAGUGUUUCUGACUUGACUCACUUGUUGAAAAGGGAUUCAUCGAUACCGACACAUUUGCAUGACACAUCCUCGAUUCGGUAUUUAGAAUUGCCUUUGAAGGAAGUUGGAUUUUAUCAAAUUCAAAAAAUUGUUGACUCAAAAAAUUUGAGCUUGAAAAUUUACACUUCACAUUUAAUAGUUCCACAUUGUCCAGUGGCAACAAUAUCGGGCUCUGGAGAUUCCAAUAGGUGUAUAGGAGAUCCCGAUAAGGUAUCAAUAGAUUUACAGGGGGUUCCUCCUAUGAAACUCUCCUAUUCAAAAUCUAUCAAUGGCAAAUCACAUACAUAUACCGAUUCAAAUCUUGUACCAGAAUUUUUUGAGUCCCCUUUGCAGUCAACCUCGAAAAGAAUUUUUUCAUUAGAGGACCUCAAAAAUCUAAAAUGGUGUAAGACCUAUCCAGUGACUAUUAAUUUGGAUCUACCGGCAUCUCAGGAUGGAAAGUAUACAUACAAGAUUGAUAAAGUCGUUGAUGGUCUGGGUAAUACAAUGGACUUUUCAAAAAUUCCCCAAAAUGUUAGGAGGGAUUAUGAUUUAUCUUAUGACUUCAACGUUCAUGGUAUUCCAAAAGCUUCUCUAGAAGAAAAAUUUGACCCCAAAUCGUCUACCAAAAGGUCAAUUAUUGUCAGGUUCGAAAAAACCCAGGAUUGGGAAUCUUCCGUUCCUUACGGUGUCAAUAUAUUAUUCACAGAUGAAAAUGGUAAAAGUGAAUAUCUCAACAUUGCAACUUCUUCCUUGAAUCAUGAGUUUGAGGCGAAACUACCCGGCAACUAUGAAUUGCAAUCCGUCAAUUCAAACCAUUGUCCGGGUGUUGUCAUCGGUAAGACCAGUGUACUUGUCACAAAACCUAUUCCUCCACAGCUAGUUAUAAAAUCUACUCCAAUCUUGGAACAAUGCGUUGGACAAAUUGGCUUAAACUUUGAUUUGACUUUUACCGGUGUUCCACCAUUUAAUUAUAAAGCAUUUAUCUAUAAAAUUGUGAACCAGAAUCGUAAGCUGUAUGAUACAAAAAGAUACACUUCUCAGGGUACAAGAAACCAGUUUAGCUACAAUCCGGCAACUGAAGGUGAUUAUGAAAUUGUCUUUGAUCAAUUGACUAACCACUUGUUCACUGAUGCUAUCUCAUUGACACCUCGAGAAAACUAUACCUUUAAGACAUCGAUGAGAGUGAAACCCGGUGCUCAGUUGCGAAAAUCAACUGAUAUAAAACUUUGCUUAGGUCAACAGACCAAGAUACCUGUGUCGCUCCACGGUGAAGCACCUUUUUUUUUGGAAUACGACAUUGUUGAAACAUCUUCUAAUAAAAGAACCUCUUAUGAAAUCAAGGACAUUGUAGGUUAUGACCAUGAUAUUGUAAUCCCAAAAUUUGAUGUUGGUGGAAGCUAUAUAUUGUCGCUGGUGUCUAUAAGGGACUCUUCUGGAUGUACUGUUAGGUUGAGCGAACCAGAUGCGAAAAUAUACAUUAGAAGGGAUGUACCAUCAGCUUCCUUCAAUCUUUUAGACAAUACAAAUGAGUCAAAAAUUAAGCAGGGCUCCUACGCAGAGAUUCCUUUGAAAUUGGCUGGUGAGGGACCUUUCUACUUGAAAUAUCAGCAUUUAGGUGAUGAUGGCCAGGUCCUCGGGAUAUAUAAUAAUAAGUUUGACUCAAACUAUAAGCCGGCUUUGAAAGCUAGUAAGGAAGGUUAUUAUGAGCUUGUUGAGGUGAAGGAUGCAAGUUGUAAGGGUUAUAUCGAAAGAAAAGAUACCCGGUUCAAAGUUUCCUUUCUGAAGAAACCUACUUUUGAGGUUUCAGACAAAAACAAGAUUGUUAAACUCACUGAAUCUACUUUUGCCAAACAAGAAAUUUGUCAAGGCGUUGAGGGAAAUAUCGAUUUAUCGUUGUCUGGCUCAGCACCAUUUGUUUUGAAUUACGAUAUUAUUACUCCAAACGGACAUGUUACUGCAAAAAGACUUCCCGUUACUACGAAAUACGCAACGAUCAGACUUUCAAACGAAGACUAUGGCGAAUAUGUUGUGAUAAUCGGCGCCUUGUAUGAUGCUAAUUACGCAGAAGAUGAUUCUACUAAUCUUGAUUCGACUUCAGAAGAAGUCAUCAUCAAACAAGUUGUCAAUGCUCUACCUGUUGUUAAGUUCUCUGAGUCGGGUAAGACAUUGAAAGCUUGUUCAACUGUUGUUAAUGAUGAUGCAACCGCUCUUGAGCAAAUUGACCUUAAAUUUACAAGGGGCAAAGGUCCAUUUUCGGUUACAUUCAGUAUUUACCACGAAAGCACAAGUAGGUCUGAUCUGGUGAAACUUGAUGGGAUUACAGCCGAUACUUUCAAUUAUCAAAAACUAUAUGAAGGCUUAAAGCUCGGAAAUCAUAUUGUUACCAUAGAAAAAGUAGUUGAUGCAAAUGGGUGUAUCAAUGAGUUUAUUCCGUCUCAAGAUAAUUUUGUUUUAAUAUCAAUAACGGAUGUUCCAAAGAUUCAUCUGUUAGAUCCAUCAAUGGACUACUGUGUAGGCGACCAUGUGACCUACCAGCUAAAUGGUGCAGCUCCAUUUGUGAUUAAAUAUGAGUUCAAUGGAGUACAGUUGAAAUCUAAAGAGCAUUCCUCCCAGUUCGUCAGACUGGCAUCGGAGCCAGGUGAAAUUUCUAUAGCAUCUCUCGGUGACUCUACGUCCCAAUGCAUUGUUGAUUUCACUGCACCAAACAUGCAGAAAGAACAUGAUAAGCUGUCCUUGCACAUACAUGAAAUUCCAUCUGUCACUGUGUCUCAAGGUAAGAAUCUAGUCGAAGAUAUUCACGAAGGUGAUCAAGCGGAAAUUAUUUUUUCAUUCGAAGGUAAUCCACCUUUCUCAUUGACUUAUGUUAGAACUGAAGAAGCUGAGAGUAGCCAUGGAAAAGUGAGACCACAAGUUGUUGAAACACAUAAAGUUACAGAUAUCUAUGCGUAUGAGUAUAGAGUUCUCACGAGUUUACAGGGCACUUACGAAGCAAUCCAGGUGUCAGAUGCCUUUUGUUUUGCCAAAAAUGAUGCAUAUUUUUAA